CUUCCUCUUCUCAUUUUCUUUUGCUGGGUUUAUAUUAUAUAAGCUUUGUUAUUUCUACUCAUAGUUUAUAUUAGAACAACUUGUUAAAUCUUAGGGAGUGAAAUAUCCUUAAGGAUAGUAUCACACACACCUCAAGGUUUCAAAAAUUCCCGAUUGUUUUCGUGUUUUGUAUAAUAAUCUUAAGAAUAUUUCUUGUUAUUUUGUUGUCAUGGAGAACGAAUUGCCAAACAAAGCCUUGUUUUCAUUCUUGAUGAUUGUACUUUAUGGUGUAUUCAAGCGUGAAGGGUACAAGAUUAGUGACGUGAUUUGUUGUUGCUGUGAAUACAAAUCUCGAUUGGCUGGUAAAACGUUUGGCAUUGGAGGUUCUACUCUUGUUAUAUUUUCAACUAUAAUCGUCUUCGCUAUACUACUCAACUUUUGGAAUUAUGCUACUAAGGUUUUUAUAUACAUACCUGAUCUCGAGAACUUGCAAGCAAUAAUACAUGGAAGGGAAACGUUACCACAUGUAUAUGUCAAAAGAGGGGAAGACAAUGAAGGGAAAAAAGGAAAGAAAGGGAAAGCAGACAACUCAUUGGUAUGCCAUACUAUAACAUUUAUAUACACUAGUUUCUAAAUACAUGCGUUGCAUGUAUAUCCCCUAUCGAUUUUAUAAAAUUUAUAUUAAAAAUGAUCAUUUCAUUUGA
Messenger RNA from Lycium barbarum (goji berry), 683 nucleotides. RefSeq lists its product as uncharacterized. The transcript has 2 exons. The coding region runs from base 209 to 613 and encodes 134 amino acids. The record is from RefSeq and is a predicted model, not a curated record. NCBI's taxonomy places the organism in Eukaryota, Viridiplantae, Streptophyta, Magnoliopsida, Solanales, Solanaceae.